UAGCAAAAUUCCCCCAGCGGCUCAGGCGACGCUUGACGACCAUCCUCCGUUCCAUGGCCGUUAAACUCGUACCAACCGCCGCCGCCGCCGCCCUCCAUGGAGACCAGCAAGUCGCCACCGCUUUACUCGCCGCCGCGGGAGCCCUCCGCGGCGACGGUGAUGCUGUGCCCGUGCCUGGUGUUCUUUCUUCUCGUCCUCAUCAUCGUCUCCAUCGCCCUCACUGUCCACUUCCGCCUCUACUGCCACACACCUCUCGCCCACCUCAUCUCCCCCCACCGCUGCCCCCACCGCAUCUGACCUCCGGCUCCUCCUGUGGCGGCCGCCACCGCGGCGCUGGCGUGGUCCCGCUUGCUUACUGCGCGAUCCCUCAGCUGUCGGCGAGAUCCCGCUCCCUCUCAGGUUCCCCUCUCCUUGCGCCGCCGGCAAGCCGGGCUACCGACCCGCUCUUGGGCUUUCCCGCCGCAAGGUGCCUCUCCUCCUCGGCUGCCUCCGACGUCGACGACAACGAGGGCGCUUCGUCGGAGCAGGAUGUGGUGGCAGCGUCGUGCCACCAGGAACACGUGAGACGCGUGUGCGCGGCCAUCGCGGACGUGGUCGCCGCCGGGGCCGACGCGAACCUGGAGGCGGCGCUGUCCGCCCUCUCGCCGCCGCUCUCCGAGGCGCUCGUGCUCGCGGUGCUCGACCGCUUCAAGCACGCUCACAAGCCGUCCCACCGCUUCUUCCGGUGGGCCGCCGCGUCCGGCGGCUUCGCUCACACCACCAUCACCUACUGCAAGAUGGUACACAUCCUUGGCAAGGCGAGGCAGUUCGAGUCGAUGGUUGCGCUAGUCCAAGAAAUGGGGAAGGCUGGAGCCCUGUCCAUGGAUGCCUUCAAGAUCGCCAUCAAGUCUUUCGCUGCAGCUGGCGAGAUCAAGAAUGCAGUUGGCGUGUUCGAGUUGAUGAGGAAGAAUGGUUUCGAUGAUGGGGUGGAGUCGUUCAAUUGCUUGCUCGUCGCUUUGGCCCAGGAGGGAUUAGGCAGGGAGGCCAGGCAGGUGUUUGACAAAAUGCAUGACAGGUACACCCCAGAUCUGCGCUCUUAUACUGCUCUGAUCCUGGCAUGGUGCAACGCGAGGAAUCUAGUCGAGGCUGGGCGUGUUUGGAAUGAGAUGCUGGAGAAGGGGAUGCAGCCAGAUGUUGUCGUGCACAACACGAUGAUUGAGGGGCUGCUUCGUGGGCAGAGGCGACAUGAGGCCGUGAAGAUGUUUGAGCUGAUGAAGGCGAAGGGACCUCCACCAAAUGCAUGGACUUAUACAAUGUUGAUCCGUGACCAUUGUAAGCGAGGGAAGAUGGAAAUGGCAAUGCAGUGCUUUGACGAGAUGCAGGAGGCCAGAUGCCAACCUGAUGUUGCUACCUAUACAUGCUUGCUUGUUGGAUACGGGAACGCAAAGCGUAUGGACAGAGUGACUGCUGUGUUGGAGGAGAUGACAGAGAAGGGAUGCCCCCCUGAUGCCCGGACUUACAAUGCACUGAUUAAGCUGCUAACAAAUAGGAAUAUGCCAGACGAUGCUGCAAGGAUAUACAAGAAGAUGAUCAAGAAGGGACUUGAGCCCACAAUCCAUACUUACAACAUGAUGAUGAAGUCAUAUUUCCUUGGUGGUAGGAACUACGCAAUGGGUUGUGUGGUGUGGGAGGAGAUGCACCGGAAGGGUAUCUGUCCUGAUGUGAACUCCUACACGGUGUUCAUUAAUGGGCAUAUACGGCAUGGCAGGCCAGAGAAGGCAUGUAAAUAUAUCGAGGAGAUGAUCAACAAAGGGAUGAAGGCUCCGCAGAUAGACUAUAAUAAGUUUGCUGCAGAUUUCUCCAAGGCUGGGAAUCCAGACAUAUUGUAUGAGUUGGUUCAGAAAGUAAAAUUUGCCGGGGAAUUUGAUGCUUCUAAUGUGUUCCAUGAGUGGGCAGAGAGAAUGAAGAGUCGGGUCAAGAGAACUAUCCCAAAUCAGACCGGUAACAGAAUGUUCUAAGAUUACUAUGUUGUCAGCAGGAAUGUGGUAUUGUCAUGGUGCUUUUAAAUUUGAUUAUUUAGGAUAGCUCAUAGCUGCUACCUUUUUUUUUCUCUCUCUGGUGUAUAGUAAUGUGCCAUUUAAGAUACAUUCUUGAAUAUUUGUUAGAACGACAAUGUUUAGUCAAUUUAUGUUUUAGUUGUUUUGUUUUUCGUCAGGCUCAGAUGUAAUGUACGGUAAAGCUUCAUGGAAUAUUAUUCUUCAGCCAGUUUUUGAUGCA
This is a messenger RNA of Panicum virgatum (switchgrass), 2256 nucleotides long. RefSeq names its product pentatricopeptide repeat-containing protein At3g62470, mitochondrial-like. The coding region runs from base 54 to 1997 and encodes 647 amino acids. NCBI's taxonomy places the organism in Eukaryota, Viridiplantae, Streptophyta, Magnoliopsida, Poales, Poaceae. Gene Ontology annotation, molecular function: protein binding. The record is from RefSeq and is a predicted model, not a curated record. The transcript has a single exon.